GUCAAUCUGAAUUCUGAAAAGGAAACGUCGGAAUGGCUUCAACAGGGGCUGAGUACACGAUUGGGGGAGUGAAAAUUCUCUUCCCUUGCAAGGCUUAUCCUUCACAGUUGGCUAUGAUGAAUGCGAUCGUCAAGGGGCUGAACUCCAAGCAGCACUGUCUAUUGGAGAGCCCAACAGGAAGUGGGAAAAGCCUGGCGUUGCUUUGCUCAGCGUUGUCGUGGCAGCAGUCUCUGUAUGAAAAACCACCCAGUGAAUGGUCAUGCUUAAAGGAAUGCAACAAGGCUGGGACCCUGAUGCUCUGUCGCUGUCAUUGCCAUGCGGAACCCACAACUCAAGACCAGAGCGGUGCAGGGUCGAACCAAAGCACUUGCUCUUACUUCACUGACGAUGGAACCAAGACGCCCCUGAAUAAUGGAGCCACACAGAGAAAUGGAGAGGCCUCCAAAAUCACACUUUCUUCAAAACUGUCUGCAAAGAAGCAAGCAACGUUACAUGACACUGAAGACGAUUUUAAAGUGGAUAGGAAACGAGUUCGCUCAGUAGAGAUGGAGGAGCAGGCUAAGAAACGAAAUCGACUAGCCCAAGGAGUGCAGUUAGUUGAUGCUUUGGAAGUGUAUCAGCAGCAGAGAAAUGGGGAAUUGACUGUAUCCUCAAAAAAUCCAGCCCCUUCCUCUCUCAAAAUGUUGGCAGCCAGAUGGGCUAGGACCACCGCAAUAGGAGGCAUAGUCCCAAACGACGACGGCGCUUCAGAUGUGGUCUCCGUGAGACGGCUGGGCUUGGUUUAUGAAGUUGUUGGGGCAACUGCGGUGGUUUUCGACGUGAUCGCCCCGCACGAGCCGCAUCAGACGGCUGCUACUUUAGUAUCCCAGAUCGAUCCACUUCAGCUUAACACGUCUCAUUCCACACGGCACGUUUAUGACGCGCUGCAGCUGCUAUACAUGAAUUUGUUUUCCGUUUGGGGAAACGAGUUCAUUUAUAACGACCGCAACUCGUUACGAAUGUGCUGUGCGGAACGAGCCCGAGUGUCCGCGCCCGUGAUCAGAACGGUGAGCGUGAGCAAGGAGUCCCAGGAAAGGCCCAACGAGGAGAUCUUAGCCUCAAUUAGUAGCCACCAGUCAGAGGUCUGGAGUUCAGGCAUCACAGGAACCGACCCGACUGGCGGAGUGCAGUUCAAGGCGCUGGUUGCAGCGUUGGUCGAGGAGGACCUGUUGGUCGGAGGAGGUUGUGGGCGCCCUGCAGGACAGAUGGAGAUCAACUUGCGAGGCCAAGUGGUCAUUUUAGACGAAGCUCACAAUAUUGAGGAUUGUGCUCGGGAAUCGGCCAGCUACAGCGUGACAGAAACUCAGCUUAAAUCGGCCCGAGAAGAGCUGGACGCCAUGGUGAAUGGCCACAUUCGGAAGGGGGACCAUGAGCCUUUGCGUGCUGUGUGCUGCAGCCUGACAAAUUGGUUAAGGGAAUCCUCUGGUCAGCUUGUAGAGAGAGGUUAUGAAAAUUCUAGUAAAGUUUGGAGUGGACAACAAAUGGUGACAUUCUUGGACAAUAUGGGGAUAAACAAUGCUUCAUUCCCCAUUUUACAGAAACAUCUUGCAGUUGUCCUUGAAAAGGAAGAAAAAACAACCUGGUUUAAUGGAAAAGAAAAGGCGUUUUCAGUUCCAGUUAUAAGUCCUUCGGCUCAGAUUACGCUGAAAGGGCUGUUCAUGGUCCUGUUUUAUCUUUUUAAAGAAAAUCAUAGAUAUGCAGAUGAUUACAGAGUCGCCUUGCAGCAGACCUAUGUUUGGAGAAACGAAAAUACGGCUGAUCCGAAAGAUGCCGUCGACAUUUUCGCACGAGCCAAACGAAAAGCGCGGCACAAAACGGCAGAACGGACGCUCAGCUUUUGGUGCUUGAAUCCUGCUGUGGCAUUCUCGGAUGUGAGAGACAAUGUCAGAUCAAUCGUUUUAACCUCUGGAACUCUUUCUCCAAUGGACUCGUUUUCUUCCGAACUUGGUGUGAAAUUUUCCAUUCAACUUGAAGCAAACCACGUUAUUCGGGAUUCUCAGGUGUGGGUCGGUACCAUUGGAGCAGGCCCCAAAGGCAGGCCCCUGUGUGCUACUUUCCAGCAUGCGGAAACCUUUGAUUUCCAGGACGAGGCGGGGUCUCUGCUGCUGUCCGUCUGCCAGACGAUCGGGCAAGGGGUGCUGUGCUUUUUGCCAUCUUACAAGUGCACAUGCCCACAAACAGUGUGGAGCAGUGACGAAGGGAGGAGGAACUGCGCUUGGGGCACGAACUGCCCCCGGCGCCCUCCCCCCGUCCUCAAAACGCCCCCCCGACACGCCCCCGACACGUGA
Molecule: messenger RNA, 2327 nt
Organism: Sphaerodactylus townsendi
Lineage: Eukaryota; Metazoa; Chordata; Lepidosauria; Squamata; Sphaerodactylidae
Gene: BRIP1
Product: BRCA1 interacting helicase 1
Exons: 16
Coding region: 33-2327 (764 amino acids)
Biological process (GO): nucleotide-excision repair; double-strand break repair involved in meiotic recombination
Cellular component (GO): nucleus
Molecular function (GO): DNA helicase activity; hydrolase activity, acting on acid anhydrides, in phosphorus-containing anhydrides; DNA binding
Source: RefSeq, a predicted model, not a curated record